UGGCGCUGAGCGACAGGCGUUUGAAUCAACCACUGAAGUACUGGAGUGGAGUAGAGGCAGAAGCGGACAGAACUCCGAAUCAAUUUUCGAGGGAGGAAGAGCUAUCCUUUUUUUUACUUGUCUACACAAUUAUUUGGUCUGGCCAGGCAGAUGAGCACCGGUACGCGGGUCCCUUCAUUCAUGGGUAGAUGUGCGAACAAGCCGGCUAAACUGUGAGCUCAUGAGAUAGCCAGUGGCAGUGGGUUCCGUUGUCACAGUCCCCAGCGCGAGCGAACAGCUGAACACAUUCGGUGAACGAGUACUACCAUCUACGUACCCCUGAGGCUGAGUCGGAGAUCAGGGUGUCGGCGAACGUUUGGAUACCACAGAGAGAGAGGCCUGCUUUUCCAGAAACUAAAUCCAUAGCGGAAUAGUCGAAGCCGAUCUUCAGCGGUGCAAGGACGAAUUGACCGGUGUCCAGUAAGCGGAGCUCGCCUCCUCUAAGCAAUACACGUAACGUUCAGAGCCGUGCUGAGCAGUCGGCAGAUUGAGGAGGAAGAAUGGAGGGCCCGGGCAUAGAAAAGACACUGGCUAUCCUGAAGCCCGACGUUAUCACGAUGACCAGCAACAUGAGGGAGUUGAUCUGCCAAAACGGUUUUCGUAUUCUUCGGCAACGACGACUGCACCUAACUGCCGAGCAGUGCGCAGAGUUCUACCAGGAGCACUCGGGAAAGUCGUUCUUCCCACGCCUCUGCGCGUACAUGAGCAGUGGUCCUGUAGAGGUGCUGGUCUUGGGUCGACUAAAUUCAGUGGAAAUCUGGAGACUGCUGAUGGGCCCUGCGAAGCCGUCCGUUGCCGUUUCCGAAGCGCCUGGAACGCUACGUGCCCGGUUUGGUCAAGACGACGUUGUCAACUCUUUCCAUGGUAGUGAGAGCGUGUCCAGUGCUGAGCGUGAAAUUCACUUCUUCUUCUCCGAUGAACCUCUGGAACCAUUGACGGGGCAAGAAGCUAAGGAGUACCUCGCUAAAUACGUCAACCCAGUACUGACUGAAGGACUGGCUGAGCUGGUCAGAGCCAAACCCAGAGAUCCAAUUUCAUUCCUCGCGCAGUAUCUUGACGAGCACAACCCGUCGUUGCCAAGCAUCGAAGUUCCCGGCUUCGGUCAGUCCAAGGACCUCGACCUCGUCGACGGCUACGAUGAGUAUGAGGACGACGAAAGCAGAUCGGCUCGAGCUGGCAUGGUGGAGGACGCCGAGGAGGGAGUGAGCGUUUGGAAUUGAGUCUUUGCCUCUUUCUUUCUCUCUUUCUCUAUCUAUCUCUUUUUCUCCUCUUUUUCUCUAUCUAUCCCUCUAUUCUUUCCUUCUCUCUCUUUCUUUCCUUCUUUCUCUCUCUCUCUCUCUCUCUCUCUCUCUCUCUCUCUCUCUCUCUCUCUCUCUCUCUCUCUCUCUCUCUCUCUCUCUCUCUCUGUCUGUCUGUCUGUCUGUCUCUGUCUCUCUCUCUCUCUGUCUCUCUCUCUCUCUCUCUCUCUCUCUCUCUCUCUCUCUCUCUCUCUCUCUUUCUCCAUCUAUCUCUUUCUCUCCUCUUUUUCUCUAUCUAUCCCUCUUUUCUUUCUUUCUCUCUCUUUCUUUCCUUCUCUCUCUCUCUCUCUCUCUCUCUCUCUCUCUCUCUCUCUCUCUCUCUCUCUCUCUCUCGCUCUCUCUCUCUCUCUCUCUCUCUGUGUGUGUGUGUGUCUCUCUCUCUCUGUGUCUCUCUCUCUGUCUCUCUGUCUCUCUCUCUGUCUCUCUCUCUCUCUCUCUCUCUCUCUCUCUCUCUCUCUCUCUCUCUUUUUCUCUCUCUCUCUCUCUUUCUCUCCGGUGCGUCGGUCAAAGCAAU
Messenger RNA from Sycon ciliatum, 1851 nucleotides. Its product is annotated as nucleoside diphosphate kinase homolog 5-like. The transcript is spliced from 6 exons. Gene Ontology annotation, molecular function: nucleoside diphosphate kinase activity. NCBI's taxonomy places the organism in Eukaryota, Metazoa, Porifera, Calcarea, Leucosolenida, Sycettidae. Gene Ontology annotation, cellular component: cilium. The coding region runs from base 540 to 1259 and encodes 239 amino acids. The record is from RefSeq and is a predicted model, not a curated record. Gene Ontology annotation, biological process: cilium movement; UTP biosynthetic process; GTP biosynthetic process.